Messenger RNA from Aspergillus glaucus CBS 516.65, 1455 nucleotides. RefSeq names its product alpha/beta fold hydrolase. The transcript has 3 exons. The coding region runs from base 1 to 1455 and encodes 484 amino acids. The record is from RefSeq and is a predicted model, not a curated record. NCBI's taxonomy places the organism in Eukaryota, Fungi, Ascomycota, Eurotiomycetes, Eurotiales, Aspergillaceae.
AUGAGCAGCGUCCUCAAUACCAUAGCCAGCCGACUGCUGUCGGCCGCGUCUUUUGGCUAUGGACUCUUCACAAUGUUUCUGUAUGGUUUGCUAGCGAUACGACAUGGUUAUUUCUUCAAAGGACUGUCGGAAAAGGAGAAUUUGGAGCUGCAGUUGGCUCGCGACCGCCUCUGGAAUCUGUCCAAAGAAUGGAAUGAUUUUACGCACCAAUUCCUGACUCUCAGCAAUGGUUUCCGAUUCCAUUACCUCUGUAAUGAGGCCACGCCUGAAACGCCAAAACCCGCGACUAAACCGCUAAUCAUCCUCAUCCACGGAUUUCCUGAUAGCUGGGCUGUCUGGCGAAAUAUCAUUAGCUCCCAAUCGCUCCAGGAAGCCGCUACCGUGGUGGCCGUCGACUUACCGGGCUACGGCGGAAGCGACCAAUUGGAGAAAUACACGGCGACAGAGGUCCUGGAUAACUUGGCGAAUUUUGUGGUUGGCGUGAGGGCCAGGUAUGGGAUUGAUGGGGAGUAUAUUGGGGUUGGUGUGCAGAGGACGGUUAUUGUGGGACAUGAUUGGGGGUGUGCGUUGAGUAUGCGGUUGGCGAGUGAGGCGUCGGUUUUGGCGGAUCGGUUUGUUUUGAGUAAUGGGCCAUUGAUCGGUUUGGCGCUCUCUAAUGCCCGCCGUCUGAUCAAUUCGUCGAUCAAGAUGUUCAAGUCAUCCAUCUACUCACCCAUCCGUUCGCGAUCUACGCUGCUCAAAGCCAUCAAAACCCUAAAACCAGUCCUCAUCCAAACCCUCCUCUCAGGCUACAUCUUCGUCAUGCUACUCCCCAUGGUCUUCGUUCAAUACCUCGGCACAGGCCGCAAUUACUGCUUCCUCCGCCUGAUCCACAGAGGCUCCUACGGCAAAGACAACAAAGCCUUCACACCCCAAGACGCCGCAGAAUGCAUGGCCAGCACCAUGGGCCCCUCACAAGCAGAAUGCAACACCAAAACACCCUCGGGAGAAGAAUACCCCACAACCGUGAAAAACGAACGCGCCCUCAGCAACUUCCACCACAUGGCCAGCUACUACCGCGACGGCGCAGUAACGCGCCGGUGGCACAAAUCCGUCGAAACAGUCGCAAACAUACACACAAUCUCCCAAGGAAACGAGCUCCGCCGCGCGAGCAGCGGAGCAGGUAUGUUCGAUGAAAGUCCCGCGGGCGUGCUCAAGGCUUCGUCGACGAUUAUCUGGGGUAAGAAUGACCGGGCGCUGGAACCGCAUUUGUGUCUUGGGGGUAUUUCGGAUUACAUGGUUGGCAGGAGCCAGGUUGUUGAGUUGCCAAGGUCGGGUCAUUUUACGCCGAUUGAGAGGGAGAGUCGGGUUGUGUUGGAGAGGGUUGCGGAGUGGGCUGUGAACGGGGAGAGGGAGGAUGUUGGGAAAGUUGUUGAGGGGUGUUAUGAGAAGGCUGUUGUUACUGUGAGGAAGUGA